CUGCCACGUAGCUCACACUUCCUGGCGAGCCGGCAGUUUUCCAGGAGCAUCUUCAGUGGUUUAACCCGCUCUGCUGAUCACGAUGAUGUCUUCUAAGAAACUAAUCCAGUCCUGCACAGCCUGACUGAAAUGUCUAUAUAAUAGGACAGAAGCAAUGGGUGGCUCCAUCCUCCUAUUGGCCAGUGUAGUGUCCGCUUUGGGUGGCCUGGUCUUUGGUUAUGAGCUGGGCAUCAUCUCAGGAGCUUUGUUGCAGCUGAAGGCAGAGUUCAGGCUCUCAUGCAUCCAGCAGGAGGCUCUGGUCAGUUCUUUGUUGAUUGGAGCUCUACUAGCCUCCACCGUGGGUGGCUGCUUGAUCGACCGCCACGGCCGCAGGAACACCAUGCUCCUCAGCAACAUCCUGGUCCUGACCGGCAGCCUGGUCCUGCUCAUCAGUUCCUAUCCUGCGCUGGUGGCUGGCAGGAUCACAGUAGGCUUCGCCAUGUGUAUUUCCUCCAUGUCCUGCUGCAUCUUUGUGUCUGAGAUGGUUAACCAGGAUCACAGGGGUUUCCUGGUGACAUUGUACGAAGCUGGGAUCACUGUGGGUAUCCUGGCAGCUUAUUCCUUCAACUACAUUCUUUCUGACUCCCGGAGAGGGUGGAAGUGGAUGUUUGGAUUUGCUGUAUUUCCAACUUUGGUUCAGCUGGUCUCUAUCUGGUUUCUUCCAUCUAGCACUAAGGAAUCUUUAAGAUAUGACUGCAAUCAUGCUGAAAGAGACCUCAUGAGCCCCACUGAAACCCAAGACACAGAUGACUCAAAAGUCAGCUCCAGCAAGGACAACAAGAAGGUUCAGUACCACUUCAUGUAUCUGUUCCAGCGUAAAGACAAUAUGAGAACUCGGACUAUAAUUGGGCUCGGAUUGGUGCUCUUUCAGCAGUUCACAGGUCAGCCAAACAUCCUCUUCUAUGCCUCCACCAUAUUCCAUUCAGUGGGGUUUCAGGGCAACGCCUCGGCAGUGCUGGCUUCUUUGGGUUUGGGAUUGGUCAAAGUGAUUGCCACUCUGACCUCGAUGGUGUUUUCAGACAGGGUGGGCAGGAGGCCUCUGCUCAUCAUUGGAUGUUCCAUUAUGGCGCUGUGUCUGAUAACCAUUGGACUCCUCAGUGGACAUUCACUGAUGAAUGCUAAGAGGCCAUGUAAUUCUGACGAUUUCAACAUUAACAUAACAGAUCUACCUCAUUUAACUGAUGGUAAUAUAUCAGUUUUUGACACACCUCUUGAUGAGAGCCAAAGGCUUUUUAAUAACAAAACACAAAAUGAAAAUGUAGUAUUUGAGAAAGCUGGACAAAAACCACUGGAACCUCGUCCAGAGUCUUCUUCGAACAUCUAUGGCACAGUUGUGAACUGGAUCAUUCUCGCGUGUAUGAUGGCUGUUGUCAGUGCGUACUCCGUUGGAUUUGGACCAAUGACCUGGCUUCUCCUGAGUGAAAUAUUUCCAGCUGCCAUCAGAGGAAGGGCAUUUGCAUUCACCAACUGCUUCAACUGGGCUGCCAACCUGUUGGUCACAUCCACUUUCUUGAAUGUUAUUGAUGCAAUUGGUCUGUCGUGGAUGUUUUUGUUGUACGGGGUGAUUGCUGUGGCAGCUGGAAUUUUCUUCUACUUCAUGUUACCAGAAACCAAGGGGAAGACUCUGGAGGAGAUAGACAAGGAGCUGCGUUUAAACAGGUUUUACUACAGUGAGGAGUGCUGUGGCUGCAUCAGCCGGAGAAAGACUUCCCCACGGUACCAAAGAGUGUACUGUCAAGUUAGCACCUCAGGGUGAAUACUGUAAAACUGCUAUACUGACAAGGCAUCACUAAAAAAGUGUUUUAGCGUACUACACACACUGAAGACAAAGAGAACAAAGUGAUCAAUCCCACUCAAACUGACAUAAAAAUCAUGAUGAUUGAAAGUAGAUAUUACUGUGUUGCACUUGAUACUGAAAUCUAUGUGUGGUAUCUUUAUGAAACUUGUUGAUAAAGUGUGUUUUCUUA
Messenger RNA from Xiphias gladius (swordfish), 2006 nucleotides. RefSeq names its product solute carrier family 2 member 10 (gene slc2a10). Bases 155 to 1795 code for a protein of 546 amino acids. Gene Ontology annotation, cellular component: membrane. Gene Ontology annotation, biological process: transmembrane transport. The record is from RefSeq and is a predicted model, not a curated record. NCBI's taxonomy places the organism in Eukaryota, Metazoa, Chordata, Actinopteri, Istiophoriformes, Xiphiidae. Gene Ontology annotation, molecular function: transmembrane transporter activity. The transcript has 6 exons.